AUGUCAUCCGCCGAGUUCCCUCCGCCUCAACUCAAAUCCGCCGCCGAGGACGUGGCGUCCCUUCUCAAGUCUCGUGGCGAAACCAUCUGCGUGGCAGAGACCGCAGCGGGAGGGCUCAUCUCCGCCUCACUCCUUUCGACUCCAGGGGCAAGCAAGAUCUACAAGGGCGGCUUGACGCUGUAUACGUUGGAAUCCAGGAUCGCCUUUGCCGGCUGGACGCAACAAAACAUCGAUAAUUAUGAUGGACCUACUCCGGAACUGGUCGAAGGGCUGGCUAAGAACGUGAGGGAAAAGCUGCAAGGGACUUAUUGCGUUGGUGAGUCAGGAACCGCAGGACCAACUGCCAGUGGCAAGACCCCAAACAGGCAGCCGGGCUACGUUGCAUUGGCUGUGGUGGGCGGAAAAGGCAGUGCGAACAAGGAUUUGGAUACGGGGCUGGGAGGUGAUAGGCAAGCCAACAUGGUGGCAUUUGCAGUUGCCGCCCUUAAACUGGUCAAGGACUUCAUCACGUCGUCCGAGCAUGACGGCGGUGACCGGGGUGGGAAAAUGUGA
Molecule: messenger RNA, 552 nt
Organism: Fonsecaea multimorphosa CBS 102226
Lineage: Eukaryota; Fungi; Ascomycota; Eurotiomycetes; Chaetothyriales; Herpotrichiellaceae
Exons: 3
Coding region: 1-552 (183 amino acids)
Source: RefSeq, a predicted model, not a curated record